UCCGAACGGUGCACGUGAGCGCACCUGUUUGCGUCUGCUGCUGCUCUCUCUCUCUGCGCGGAGCGCUCAGCUGAUUUCGGUUACCGUUAUAAAAUCCCUUCUUGGUUCGUACGAACGUGUGUGCGCGCGGUUUGUGAUAGUGUGCUGGUUGUGUGGUGAAUGUCAAGCCCCCCGAUCGAAGGUGGCCGCGACUGCGGCAACGAUCCCUAAUUUGGAUUUGUUUUGGUUUGGUGAAUGUGAAACCUUGUGGUGGCCUCUCUCUCAGGGCCUGCUUUGUGUGUAGAGUGUCAAAGACGGGAAUGGACUGAGAGAUUUUUGAGGUUUUUUUUUUGGGAUGUUUUCCUUUGUCGUGUAUCGCGUGUGUCGUGUGGUGUGACACUUGUACGUAAGGCGAUAACGGAAGAAGGUGAGAGCGGAGUUCGUCGCCUACUGCCGUUGGAGGCCACCCGUGUUGAACGAGCUGUUGGGGUCACCUUAAUGUCAAAAGUUACGGCUUUGGAGAAGAAAGAAACCGAUUCGUGAACACAUCUUGUGAGGAAGCAACAAUCAGAGUGUAAGGCAGAGGAAGCUGGAACCUUCUGGGACAACAACAACAACCUGAUCGUGACCUACUGCGUCUAGUUUUCGCGAUAGAGUUCUUCGGUGCAUGAACAGAGAGAAGAACUUCAGAAACCUUGAGCGCGUAACAGUUGUUUGAAGCCUGGAAGGAAGCGAUCGCGAAGCUGAAACACAACACAACGGGAAGAUUUCCUGGAGCACUUGCAGCCGAACACGGGCACUUGAAUCAAGGCCUCUCCGCGCCGAAGCUCAAGAAGCGACGGGCCAUUUCUCGGGGCGCAGCAGUUCUUGGGUUGCGAAGCAGCAGUCGAUGACUCCAAACCACGAAUUUCUUCGCGAGAUGUUUUUGACCCCGCCCGGCGCAACAAGCUCUGGUUUUGACUGAUCCCCAUAUGCGUGUUGUUGUAAAGAGGAAAAAUUAGAUCUGGAAAAGCGCAGCUUUUUCAGGUCGUCUCGGAGGCGAGGAAGUGUUGUUUUUUCGGAAAUUUCGGAAGAAAAAAAAUCAGUGCUAGCGGGAAUUCGACUCCGGAAGAAAGAAAAAAGUAAGCAAAUGUGAGCAUUUUUGCUUGAGAGUGUAAGUGAUCACGCGUCUGUGCGGUUGAGAUUUUUUGGAAUUUUGGUCCAGAACUGAUGAGGAGGAAGAGCUUCGACGGAUGAAAAAUAAACCGGUGGAAGGGGUGAAGAAGAGAUGUUGCUUGCUGGCCGGUGGUGCCGCUGACUUUUAUGCCACUUUGGUAACGUCGCAAUGAGGUGACAACGCAGGGCGCCCCAAAACCUGUCCUGAAUCAGUAACAACAACCAAACCAAUCGAAUCUACGCCCAUUUGAGCAUAACCUCACCGCGCCAAGAUGGGCAACUCCGGCAGCAUGAACGGCCUGCCGGGCUAUGACGAUGCGACCGCGUACCACCAUCCGGGUUACCAUCAUCAGUACCAACGCUACCACGAGAUGAUGCGCGCCAACGGAGGCAACUCCGGUGGACCUGCUCCGGCAUGGCUGGAGUCCUACCAGCGGGAUCUUCGCAACGGGAGAUCCACCUUCGACAACCGACACCAUCACCACGACUCCGGAACCCACCGGGACUCCACGGUCAGCAGCGGACCCAGCUUGCCUCCACCGAUGAAGGUCCUGCCGGACAUUCCCGGCCGGGUCGCAAAGCUCCGUCCUACGAACAACGGGAACAUCCUGCACUCGGGCGGAACCAUCAGCAAGAACAACAACCUGCAACGCUCGAAGAGCAUUUCUUCGCCGACCUAUCAGCAGCACCAGAAGCAGAGCAGCUUCGACGAAGCGGAGGAGAACGGAGGACCGCUGAACUCGCUGCCGCCGCGGAUGGCCAUGAUGCGGUCCAAGACACAGUUCAACAUGAUGGCUGGAGGUCGUCCACGGGACUUUGACGAUUCACGGCGUGGCUACGCCACAAACCAGCGAAAGCCGAGCUACGAGCACGGAACGCUGAACAAGAAGCGGUUCGGGUCGGAACCCGAUCUUCGCCUCUCGAUGGCCGCAGAACUGCAGCAGGAGCAAGAGGCCGGACCGGCCGGUCAUCGCAACACCAAACCGGUCCAGUCGAAGAUUAUGAAGGGCAAGAACAAGAAGAAGGCGCCGGUUCCGCCGGCGGCGGACAAGGUAGGUCAUCCGAUACGAAUGCCUCAAUACCUUAAACCAUUUCUUCCCCAGCGCGAACCCGAACCCAUCGAGAAGCACCAACCCCAAAUCCAGCAGCAACAACAGCGCAUCAUCGCAUACUCUCCGCUGCGCAAAACCAACUCGGACGCGUCCUCCACGCUACCCUCCUCGGACAGCAACAGGAACAACCCAACCCGGAAGCUACGCCUGUUCAAAACCCGCGCCGAAACCAAGAAGAACAUCAUCACCAAACUGCCGGAAGCGUCCGACGCCAAGUACCAGGCGAAACCAACGGCCUCCUCCAACGGCCAGAUGAAGAUGCGCGUAUCGCCGACCAACAGCGGCACCCAGCCCUACAAACCUCCCCGCAAAGAUCCGGACUUUGACACGAGCACGCUGGACAAGCCCAAGUCCCGACUCAACCCAACCUCCUUCUUCCGACGCGAGAAAACCUUCGACCUUGGCAUCCUGGAGCGCGACCGUCACGCCCAACAGCCGGAAGUCAAACCAACCAUGUCCCCUCCAAUUUCACGCCGCAAAUCGAUCGUCAAGUCGCUGCUCGAAAAGGACCAGAAGGAGCAGCAACAGCUGCGUCAGCAAGAACAGCAGAGUCGCAUCGCUUCGGUUGAGCCAAAGUUCAAACCGAAGGUUCAGGAGGAGAAGCGCAAGUCGUCGCAGCCGCAAGCUGCGGCGACCACACCGGUCAUGACCGACUUCCAGAAGGAGCUCGCGAUGGCCACGAGGAGAAAGACCGCCCUCGGCGGUAGCAACCAGAAUCUUGCUCAAACGAAGCCGGCGCCGACUGGCGCCGCCAAUCAGCAGCGGAAGAUGUCCGAGGUGACCAAGCAGACCAUCAAGGUGGAGCCGGCACCACCACCAACGCAAACGAAAAACAACAGUCUGGUAAUUUCCGUCGAACCACCCAAACAAGACGAUCGGGAAAAGCUCUCCAUCAGUCCGCCUCCUCCGCCGCCACCACUCCCAAAAACUAGCUUCUACUUCGGAAUGACCGCACCGAAGAAGACCCCAGAGCCGAAAAUCUCGCCCACCCUACUCGUCAAAGCGAAAAUGCUCGAAACGCGCGUCGACACCGAGCCCGAAUCCUCCUCCGAAGAGGACGAAGCCAAGCGACCGCUGGAGUCACCCUCGGACGACUCCGAAAUGGACAAGACCCAGCUGGACGUAAUCGACCGCUUCGCCGCCAGCUUGCUCAACGGAACCAAAUUCCAAUCCGGCUCGGAUUCAGCCGCGUCUUCGGAAGUCGACGUGCGCACCACCUCCGGCAUCGAACUGUUCACCGAAGGUCAGGAGAUCUCCCUGAAACUCCGACCAACGCUCCCCCGUAAGAACUUUGAAAUCCCACGAUUCAGCCCGGCAGCCGCUUGGCGGCUGCUCACCACCGAGGACGACUUUGGUCGCGACUCAACGGAACUUUUCCCCUUCGCGGACCAGAAGAAGACGCAACUGCUGCGCAGUUUGGAAGCGGUGGACGCCGCGGCGGAGGAUCGCAUCGAGCGGAUCUACCGGGAGCCGAUCCCCGGGCUGCAGGACAACAAGAGCGGAGACAGCGGGAUUUCCGGCGACGCCGGACUGCCGGACCUGGGCGAAGCACAGAUGAUGAACUCGAGCAAGGAGCGCGACUCGCCGGAGAGUUCGCCGGUGGACGAUGGAGGGGUGGGAGUGGGUGUGGGGGGAACGAACGGAUGGUCGGCGAGUGCGAUACGGUUGACGCCGUGGACGCCGCAGCAGGAUCUAGAGGACGAUGACGAUACGACCGGGAGCAGUGCGGACAAUCGGCAGCUGAUCGAGGAGAGUCCGCUGAGCGGAGGGCCUAACGACUUUUCCAGCAAGGGACAUUUGUUUAGCUUGUCGCUGCCGCGGGAGAACCACCUGUCGAUUUAUACCGGGACGGCGGCGAACGGGGAAAAGGUCGAAAAGCACAUGUUCAACAGUCUGCAAAAGCUGCGGAAGUCCGUUUCGGACGCUUUCACCAGCGACGCCGAGCUCAGUCCGCUCGAGAGCGGUGACAACUGGUUCCUCUCCCGGCUAGAUUCCUCUCCACCGGCCAUUACCAACGCGUACGAAAAGCGCCAGCUCAGCCCAACCGGCCCGAAGCAAACCCCGCCGGAAGCGCCCUCCAGCGCGGGCAGUGCCGGCUCCAAAAAGAACGAUUCCAACGAACAGUUUGCCGCCAAACCGACCAAGCACCUGCCGAUUGGGUACCUGAUCAGCGGCAAGCACAUGAUGUAUCUGCCGAAGGAAGCCACCAAGGUGGUCACUUCCGGCAAAAAUGACGCCAACAACAACUCGCUGCCAACCGAAGUUUCACCUCCGCUAGCGACCAUGUCCAGCUACCAGUCUCGCUCCGGGUACGGCGCAGACCGGCGCCGGGACAACAAGGAAAACAUGCAGGAUCCGGUUCCGGACGCGGGUGAAAACGGAGGAGCAGGCGAAAUGGAAAAGUUCCCGGUGAAGAUCUCCAACCGGAAGAACCACCGGUUCACCUUCCAGAGCACGAUCCGGCAGAUCGAGAAGCGACGGGUGGCGGAGAAGCUGUCACGCGAGGCGGAAAUCAAGGAGGCCAUGCGGUUGAGCGAGCUGGAAGCGAUGCGCCGGGUGGAGGAGGAGUUCCAGAAGAAGCGGGCCCGCGAGAAGGCCUCGAUCCGGCACCAGCUGCGGCUGUUUUCGAUGGAGGAGGGAGGCAAUGGACAGGCUUUUGAGGGGAAUGAGGACGAUGAGCUUCCGGAGCUGAUCAAACGCGCCGAACCGGAAGGGGACAGCAUGCCGCACCAGCCCUCCUCCACAACCGCCACUAACGGCACCACCAAGACCAACGGAAUGUUCCGCAAGCGGGACGCCACGCUGGAGCGGCAAACCUACCUGAACGGCGGUGGCCAGGCGCGACGCCUCAGCCAGUCCCGGUUCCACCAAACCUCCACGCUCGAGCGGAAGUACAACCAGGAGCUGGACCAGGAUUUCAACCACGACCAGGACGAGAACGACUCGGACGACGAUGACGUGGACAGCAGCCUCGGGUACAUCGACACCCGGACGCCGUACAUUUCGCGCAUCAUUCAGGCCAAGAGCAGCAAGUCGAGCUACGGCGGCGGAUUGAAGAAAUGAGGGUCGCCGCGAGCGAAUGAGAGAGCAACGAACUGCCAUCUAGUCAUCGCUGGAGGAACGUGUACUCUGACAACAACCGGAAGCGGAAGACGCUGCCCCGAAAGCGUGGCAGAGAUUUAUUUCAGAAAAAAAACAACGGAGAGAAAGACCAAUCGAGUGGUAUUUAAAAGUACAUAAAUUUAUUCUAAACGAGAGCAAAAAAAUGUAUUCGUAGUUGGAUUUAUAUUUCCUCUUUUUAUUGAAAAUAGUAAACAAAAUGCGAGCAAAGCGACGAAAAAAAAUAAAGUAAAUAUUCUUUCCGAUCUUUUGACUUAUUAACAUCAACCUGCAUGUUAUUUAGUAUCUAAGGUUCACUAACACACGCAAAAAAAAAA
This is a messenger RNA of Culex quinquefasciatus (southern house mosquito), 5683 nucleotides long. RefSeq lists its product as uncharacterized. Bases 1407 to 5309 code for a protein of 1300 amino acids. NCBI's taxonomy places the organism in Eukaryota, Metazoa, Arthropoda, Insecta, Diptera, Culicidae. The record is from RefSeq and is a predicted model, not a curated record. The transcript is spliced from 6 exons.